Molecule: messenger RNA, 1556 nt
Organism: Trachymyrmex septentrionalis
Lineage: Eukaryota; Metazoa; Arthropoda; Insecta; Hymenoptera; Formicidae
Product: methylthioribose-1-phosphate isomerase
Exons: 5
Coding region: 468-1556 (362 amino acids)
Molecular function (GO): S-methyl-5-thioribose-1-phosphate isomerase activity
Source: RefSeq, a predicted model, not a curated record
UAUUUGCGUUUCUAUCAGCGCUGGACAGUUCGCGGACAGAAACGAGAGGCAAUUCUGAUCUCAGUAGAUCACGCGUUCGAUUACUUCACAGCUGUCUUGAGCUGUGCCGGAGUUUCAAAACAGAUGAACUGAUGACAACCGCUUGUUGCUGCUAUCAGAAUUAUGUAACGCGUUUGGUGAUAACGUUAUACGCUUUCGGCUGUGAAGGGGUGAAGAUGGCGAUGGAGAUGGGUGGGAUGGAAUGGAGCACACGUGACGUAAUCUCGUUCGUCAGAUGGCGCCUGCUCGUUGGAUGUUUCCGAAUGUUUUCAACCUUAACCUAAAGAAGAAGGCAAGAGCUCGCUGGGCGUAAUGUAAUUGUGAGCUGGCUCGGCUCUCAAUUGUCACACGUUCAUUCAAUAAAUCCAGAGAGUCAUUGUGAAUUGGCCCCGUGACCGGUUGCGAUAGAUCGCUAUCAUCAGCUCACGAUGACGCUGCAAGCAAUGAAAUGGAGCAAGGCAGACGGCAAGCUGGAGAUCCUGGACCAAACGCUGCUGCCGGAAACGACCAGCUAUAUCCAGGUCAAAGGUGUCAAGGAUGGCUGGAAUGUCAUUAACAAGAUGCAGGUACGUGGUGCACCAGCUAUAGCUAUUGUGGGCAGCCUCAGUGUGGCAGUAGAGAUUCUUCAACAUCCAAACUAUGAUGAUAAGGAGGCUCUUUUUCGGGAUAUCAAGGACAACAUGAAUUAUCUGGUAACGGCACGUCCCACUGCAGUCAACAUGAAAGAGGCAGCUAACUUCUUCACAGAAAAGGCAGAUUAUUUGUGUAACUCUGACGAGUUCACGCUAUCUCAGAUGAAAGACGAAUUCAUAGACCAAAUAGAUAAAAUGCUGAUGGACGAUAUAAAGGACAAUAAAGCAAUCGGGAAAUUUGGAGCGGACGAAAUUCUACGUAAUGUGCCUGAGGGAAGUUCUGUCAGGGUGCUCACCCAUUGCAAUACCGGGAGUCUCGCUACCGCGGGAUAUGGCACAGCUUUAGGUGUCAUCAGAUCUCUUCACGAGAGGGGAAGACUCGAGCACGUUUAUUGCACCGAGACCAGACCAUAUAAUCAAGGCGCACGUUUAACCGCUUAUGAAUUGGUACACGACAAGAUACCAGCAACUCUAAUUUGCGACGACAUGGUCGCAGCGCUAAUGAAAACGAAACAGAUUACCGCUGUUGUUGUAGGCGCAGACAGGGUCGUCGAAAAUGGUGACACCGCAAAUAAAAUUGGAACUUAUCAGAUUGCAAUUCUCGCCAAAUAUCACAAUGUUCCUUUCUAUGUGGCUGCACCACUGACGUCUAUAGACUUAAAUGUGUUCAAUGGUGAUCAGAUAGUCAUUGAGGAGCGAUCUGAACAAGAAAUAACUCACAUGAACGACAAGAGAAUCGCAGCAGAGGGUAUAACAUGUUGGAAUCCAGCAUUCGAUGUGACACCGGCGAGUUUAAUCACAGGCAUAAUUACGAAUGUCGGUCUUUUUAAACCAUCAGAUGGCCGGGAUUUUCUCUACAAAUAUUCUGCUUUUAUAUUACGAUAA